Parnassius mnemosyne (clouded apollo) is the source of this 3130-nucleotide messenger RNA. NCBI's taxonomy places the organism in Eukaryota, Metazoa, Arthropoda, Insecta, Lepidoptera, Papilionidae. The record is from the annotation of a GenBank genome assembly.
AGAGAUAAAUUUGAACGAUUUUAAUUUUUAAUUUUAACUAUUUGUUCUUGUUUUUUAAAUAAAAAUAUGGGCAAUCAAUCUAAUUAUUUAUCAAUAUCCGAUAUAUUAGUAACUAACGAAAAAGUACCGUGUAAAUUUUUGCACGAUUUGCCUAAAAUGGGAUUUUUAGACCCAGCAUCAACUGAGGAUGAUUUAAAAACUGGAACUAAUGUCGAAAUUCCGUUAUGGUUAGCGGAGUCACUAUAUUCUCGUAGGCCACCUUUAGUUAGCGUAGACUUACCUAAAAUAUAUAAAGAAGCAUACAGAGAAAUAUUAAACGCAGACGCCUGCACAGUAGAUUUACAUAAACUAGGGCAGCAUUUUUAUGAACUUGGAUGCUAUAUUGCAAAACAUGAUAUAAAAGGCGAAGUCGGUAAUACAUUAGUUAAUACCUUCAGACAGAGAUUCAGAAUGAUAUUGUCGGCUAGUGCAUCGACAGAUUCUAUUAGUGCUUUGCAACCACUUUCUGAUACUGAAAGAGAGCGCACAGCUGGAGCUGCUUCAACUGAAAAGGCACUAUCAACUUGGUUGAAAAGAGGAGACUGUCCACUGAGUACUGCAAAUAUGGUAGCCAGUCAUCGGAAACGAAAAAGAGCUGAAAUGGAAAUGCUUUAAUUUCAUUUUUAGAUAAAGAUAUAUUGGAUGAAAAGUAAACAUAUGAAAAUUAUUUGCCUAAUUAGAAUUUAUUUAAAAAAAAAUGUGGAAAUGUUACAUACAAGAUGCUGUAGCUUUGCAUCUGAGGUAAUAUCACACUUAUAAUCUAUUUCCCUAAGCUACCAACUACUUCUUCUACUACUUAUUCUAGGUCUAUGGUCACAAAUGGUAAGGUUUACAAGGCGAUGAAGAGGAAUCUUUAAUAAUGUGCCUUCUCAUUUAUGUUUCAUAGUUACUCAAUUUCUCCUCUCUCCUAUUUUCCAUGUUUACUCAACCUAACCAAGAUUUCAGUUUUGACACACUUUGGAAUUAAAGAAUUAUUAUGUAUUGCAUUUUAAACAUAAACUAUUAUUAAUAUCUUAAGUUUUGAAUAUUCCCGCGCAUAUUCUGCCACGGCACUAGUUUCUAUGAUAAUAAUAAUAUCCUCCAGACCUAAUUCGGGUCACGGAGACUAGCCAUCUGUGCAGGACAGGAGUAUAGUGCCUGAGUCUAUGGUCAAGCACAGGUGCAAUAUCUAUUCCACCACUCUCAUAGUUUGAUGAGAUGGUAAUUUGACAGGACCGGAAAGGGAUCAUGCGCAGGAGCAACGGCUAUACAUAUUUUCAGAGGCACAGGUGUUGAAGACUGCCAACUUACUGACUGUGGACUGCUAGUGAGAAUUUAUUGUCAGAAAAACCUAAUAGCUGAUUUUGGUCCCAAUCGGGAUUCAAGAAGGGACCUUAUGAUCAGUAACCAUGUUUACGACUACUAGACCAUGGAGGCAGUCAGUUUCUAUGUGUGUGUACCAAGUUAAACAUAGACAAAUAGAUAAGGAAUGGAAUUUGCAUUCUCUCUACGACGUGUGUAUCUUUAUAAGAGUUACCAUUCUUCUCUUCUCUUGUUAUAGAGUAAUAUGUUUCUUGGCCUAGUGAUAUUUCUAGUCUAUUAAUGUUACUAAAUAAAUUGAAAGAAGUGAGUGUUCGUGACUUUUUUGGAAGAGGUUCAGGACCUGAUAAUAUUUCUCCAAUAUUUGUUGAAAACUGAUGCUCUUAGUUGCUUGAUCCUCUAAUUAAUAUUUAUAAUGAAUCCUCAAAAACAGAUAUUUUUCGUGAAAAAUGGAAAACUGCUAAAGUCUAUACAGUAUACAAAAGCGAUGAUCGGUCGGAUAGGUCGAUAUUGCUACACAGUACUUUAACUUUUAUUAAACUUUCAGUUUAUCCAAUUAUUCGGGAUUAUUUAUUUUAAGACCUAAGCACUAUGCUCAAUGACCUCAAUAGUGUUUCCCAACGGAUAGGUCUUAAGAUGAACAUGGACAAAACAAAGAUCAUGUUUAAUGUCCAUGUCACACCUAUGCCGGUAGUUGUUGGGAACACUAAGCUCGAAGUUGUUGACGAGUAUGUUUACCUGGGACAAAUAGUCCGACUAGGUAAGUCCAACUUCGACCGAGAGGUCAAUCGACGGAUUCAACUCGGUUGGGCAGCGUUCGGGAAAUUACGGCACAUCUUCUCGUCAGGUAUACCUCAAAACUUGAAAACGAGACUGUACACCCAGUGCGUGUUGCCAGUGAUGACAUACGGAACUGAGACGUGGUCCUUCACUGCUGGCCGGAUGAGGAAGCUCAAGGUCGCUCAGCGAGCUAUGGAGAGGGCUAUGCUCGGAGUUUCUCUGCGUGAUAAACUCAGAAAUGAGGAUAUCCGCAGUAGAACCAGAGUGACCGACAUAGCCCAACGGAUUAGUAAGCUGAAGUGGCAAUGGGCCGGCCAUAUAGCUCGAAGAACCGACAACCGAUGGGGAAGAAAGGUUCUCGAGUGGCAGCCUCGUACCGGCAGGCGAAGUGUAGGGCGUCCCCCCACUAGAUGGAGUGACGACCUGGUAAGAUUUGCAGGAAGUCGAUGGAUGCAGGUGGCUCGGGACCGUGCUUUGUGGCAUUCUUUGGGGGAGGCCUAUGUUCAGCAGUGGACUUGUGAAGGGCUGUAAUGAUGAUGAUGAUGAUUUAUUUUAAGCCAAUUUUCGAUAUCAGUAUCUCGGAUCUCGUUCCGCAAACACCAUCAACCUCACAGUAUUCUUAUAACAAAACUCAACUAUUAUUUGGCAUCAACAGCUCUAUUUUAACAUGGCUUGAUCCUUAACAUCAGAGCAGAUCUUUCUGUUAUAAUAAAUGGUUACAAAUCCACACAUCACAGUAUAUUUUCCAACCACAGUGUUCCACACAUAUUUCACUCUUUAUCUUUAUGCAGAUGUUUAAAAAUAAUAUGGUAAGAAUAGUAUGGCGUGCUAAAAUUAAAAAAAAAUUGUACAACCGACUUCAAUAUAAAUUAUUUAGGAUAACUCAAACACUACUGGUCAGACCUUGAUCAAAUUUAUAUGGGACUACAUGAGAAACACCAACUUUCGCUUUCAAAUAAAAAAAUAAUCAUCAAAAUUGGUUCACCUAGAGAUAAGUUAUGAGGUAACACAC